AUGCACUGGGAUGAGCUGGGAGCUGAGGGGCCACGCUGGGCUGCGGGCCGUGUACUGGUCCGUACUGGGGCGCACUGGGCGGCCCCGCCGGGCAGCGGCAGCCGCGGGUGUGUCUGUCCCGCGCAGAAAGCGAAGCCCAGCGGGUCCGGCAGCAGAUCGAAGCAGGACAAGUCCCGAACGCCGGGCCGGGCCGAGCCGCGGCAGUCCAAGAAGGGAGCCUCCCGAGGCUCCGGGCGGACCGAGCCCGCCGUGUCCCCGGACGCCGAGCCCCGGGAGCCGCUGGAUGUGGGGCCCAUCCUGGACGAGCUCCUGGAGCGGGUCCUGACCGAGAGCGCGCAGGCGGCCGUGGCUCGGCAGUGGCGCUUCCUGGUGAGGGACGACGAGGACCCGGACCCCGAGGGGGACCCGGACCCCGAGCGGGACGGAGUCUGGAAGGAGGACGAGGAGCCCCCAGCCCACUUGUGGGACUCGUGGACACCGGGCGUUAUCCCCGUCGUGGACGUCUCUCUGCCCUCGGAAGAGGACCUGCCCGAGGAUCUCUCCGUGGCAGCCGAAAUUCCGCCCGUGCGUCCCGGCGAGGUCCCCGGCGCUGCUCCCGCCCGGGAUGUCCCUGUGUCCCCCGGGCAGGUCCCGUCCGGAGACGUCCCCGUGGCAGCUCACGCUGAAGGUCCCCUCGGCCAGGACACAGCCCUGGGUGUCCCUGUGCCCCCGGGCCAGCCCCGCUCCGCAGCCGCCGCAGCUCCUCCCAGGCCACGACAGCCCCGCCGCAAGCCAACCAUGGCUCCCCAGCCCCCCAGGAGGGGCCGCCAACCCUCCCGAGCCCCCGAGAGGAGCCUCCGACCCUCCCGGCCCCCGCGGCCCCGGGCGGCCCCGCCGGCCGCGCCCCGGCCCCCGGCUCCGCCACCGGCCGCGCCCUCGGAGCCCGCGGCACCGGCAGCGCAGGAGCCCCGCGAGGGCACGGCGAAGGUCGGCGACCAAGAGGCACGGCCGCCAUCCUCCUCCUCCCUCUCCAGCGUGCCGUCCAUCCAGCCGCGCAGACCCUCCCGCAGCCCCGGCGUGCCCAGGCUCGGUGCCCGGCGCGGUGCCACCCGCUGGGUGCUGCCCGAGGUCAAGGUGGUGGACGCGAGCGGCGAGCCCGAGCGGGGGCGGGCGGGAGCCUCGAGGAGCCGGUUACUCCUGCCGGGAUCCGUGCAGGUGCUCCCGGGAGCCGGGCGGGUCCCCAGGACCGAGCCGCAGCUCUGUGACCCCUGGCUGGCCUCGGUCCGCCUGGCACCCGGUGUCACCGUGCGCUGGGGCGGCAGCGAGCGCCGCGGGCCGGCCCUGGCGGGGCACGGCGACGACGAGCAGGGGGAGGAGGCCUUGAGGAAGGCGGAGGACGACCUGAAGCCCAUCCUGCCCUACCCGGAGUGCCGGCUCUCGGAGUACAAAGAGUCAGAGGAGGAGCCGGAAAACCCGCUGGGAGCGCGGCAGCUCCCGGGGGCUGUCCCGGCUCCGGACGGAUCCCCGUCGCCCCGGGUCUCGCCGGUACCGGAGCUGGCACCGGGCGUGGCACCGUGGGACGCUCCCGGAGCUCGGGGCUCUACGCUAGCGCUCCCGAAAAGAACAGAACGCUCAUCGAGGGUCCGCUCUGGCGGCCCUACAAAACAGGAAACCCCAAACUCAGGCCCGCCCUGGAUGUCCCUCUGCCCCCGGACCAGACACUCUGCUGUCCCUGCUCGGCUGCCAGCGGCUCACGGAGCAGAGGGACUCGUGCCGUGCCGUGCCGUGCGGUGCCACCGGCCGGGCAAAGGUCCUGCUGUGACCUCUGUCCCCAGCCCCACCCCGCGCCCGGCCAUGGAGCUGCUGGGGGCUCUGAGCCCCCCGGGGUGGCUCCUGCUGGCCCUGCUGCUGGCCCUGCUGCUCUGCGCCACGCGAAGAAGCCCCUGGGAUCCCCGCAAGUGUCCCACCGACCUGACGGGCAAGACGGUGAUUGUCACCGGAGCCAACAGCGGCAUCGGCAAGUGCGUGGCCAUGGACCUGGCACGCCGCAACGCCCGCACCAUCCUGGCGUGCCGGAGCCGGGAGCGGGGCCAGGCGGCCAUGGAGGAGAUCCGGGCGCUCACCGGGAACCCGGCGGUGCUGCUGAGGCUGCUGGACACCGGCUCGCUGGCCUCGGUGCGCGCCUUCGCCGGCGCCGUGCUGCGCGAGGAGCCGCGCCUCGACGUGCUGGUCAACAACGCCGGCGUCACCGGUUUGCCCUUCGCCAUCACGUCGGAGGGGUUGGAGCAAACCUUCGUCACCAACUACCUGGGCCCGUUCCUGCUCACCAACCUGCUCCUGGACCUCCUGAAGGCCUCGGCGCCCGCCAGAGUGGUCAACGUGUCGUCGUUCCGGCACAGCGUGGGCACGGCCGACAGCGGGUACCUGACGGGGCAGCGGCGCCCGGGCGGGCACGACGCCGCCUACAACAGCACCAAGCUGAUGAACGUGCUCUUCACCGCCGAGCUGGCACGGCGCCUGCAGGGCACAGGGGUGACGGCCAACGCGCUGAGCCCCGGCGUGGUGAGCACCAGCAUCAUGCGCCACUUCAGCUGGGCCAUGCGGGCGCUCUUCGUCCUCCUCCGCCCCUUCAUGAAGUCGGCAGAGCAGGGCGCUGCCAGCACCAUCUUCUGCGCCGUCUCGGAGGAAGCCGCGGGCAUCAGCGGGAAAUACUUCGACAGCAGCUGCCGGCUGGCGCUGCCCUCGGCGGCCGCCCGCGACCCCGCGCUGGCACGGAAGCUCUGGGAGGCAUCGGAGCGGCUCACGGGGCUCACGGAGCAGGACUGAGCCACCGGGAUGUCACCCCUCAGCGCGGGAAGGGGGACACGG
Molecule: messenger RNA, 2847 nt
Organism: Pyrgilauda ruficollis (rufous-necked snowfinch)
Lineage: Eukaryota; Metazoa; Chordata; Aves; Passeriformes; Passeridae
Product: mediator of DNA damage checkpoint protein 1-like
Exons: 12
Coding region: 1-2805 (934 amino acids)
Source: RefSeq, a predicted model, not a curated record